AUGAGUAACUCUUCUUCUGACGAAACCACUUCUAGUGAAACUUCGUCCAAUCCAUCCACUACUCCUUCUCCCAUUCACACGAUAAUCGGUAAUCCUUUCGCAAUGAAUAAUAAUAAUGAAAUACAACAGAGAACACUUAAUGAUUACCUUCACCCCACCCAAACUUCCAUACCAUCAUGCUUCAUAUUUCCACCUAAUAUGCCAAGUCUUGGUGUCAAACCCGGCAUUAUUCAACUUUUGCCAACUUUUCAUGGAAUAGAAAAUGAAAAUCCAUAUGUGCAUAUUAGGGAAUUUGAGGAAGUUGUUGACACUUUUUAUGACCGAGCAACCAUCAAUGAUGCUGCACGCUUAAAGUUUUUUCCCUUCUCCUUGAAGGAUAAAGCUAAAAGUUGGUUGUAUUCUUUGAGAUCUAGGUCUAUCGGAACAUGGGAAGAAAUGACCAAAACAUUUUUUGUUAAAUAUUUCCCUGUCCAUAAGACCAACAGUUUGAAAAGACAAAUCUCAACAUUUUCCCAAAAAGACAAUGAAACGUUCUAUCAAGUCUGGGAGAGAUUUAAAGAUCUCUUAAGUCAGUGUCCACACCACGGGUACGAGAGUUGGCGCAUCGUCAGCUACUUCUAUGAAGGCCUCACAAGUCGUGAGCGCCAGUUCGUAGAAAUGAUGUGCAACGGUGAGUUCCUUCAAAAGGAAACCGAAGAAGCUCUUGAGUUUCUCAUUGAGCUUGCUGAAAAAUCUCACACAUGGACUGGUCCAAGUGCUGCUGAAAGCACCAACAGAAAUAGACCAGCUGGGAUUUACCAACUUCGGGAAGAGGACAGCUUAAAGGCCCAAGUCGAAUCUUUAAAAAAGCAAAUUGAAAUCCUUACGACUAAAGAUGGCCAAAAAGGGUGCAUGGUUGCCCAAGCACAAUCCAGACCACUCGAACCUUGUUUCGUUUGUGGAGAAAAUGACCAUUUAGCUAAGGACUGCUUAGUUUACAAGGAAAUGAAGGGGGUUCAUGAGGAGCAAUGCAAUGCCUUAGGGCAAUAUAACAAGCCAUUCUCCCAUGCGUACAACCCUGGUUGGAGAAACCACCCGAAUUUCAGUUGGAGAGAUAAUUCCAACCAAGGUCAAACAUCUGGAGGACAAUGGAGAAAUGAGAAUCAAGCUCAACCUCCAAAGGCAUAUCAUGCACCUCAAUACCAUGCUCAACAACAAGGAAACUCCCUUGAAAAUACCAUUCAUGCAUUCAUUGAGGAACAAACCAAAAUCAAUCGCCAAUUAAAGGAAGAUGUCCAAGAAAUAAAAAGUCAAUUUUCAAAAUUGAACACAUCCUUAGCUAUUUCUGAGAAAGGCAGACUUCCUUCCCAACCUCAAUUCAAUGCACAAGGGCAACAUAUGGCUGAAACCUCCACCUCUAAUGAUCCCAUCGUUAAAGGGGUUAACGCCAUCACAACAAGAAGUGGUAAAGCUUUGGAAGAUCCAUCCAUCAAAACCACUACUUCAAAUUCAAAAGUUACCCCUGACAGUGCACCGAUAAAUGCUCAAGCAAAAGUACCAUUUCCCCAGGCUCUUAGACCUGUUGGGAAAAUUCCUGAAAACCGAGCCGAACUCCUUGAGCACUUGACACAAGUGAAGAUUAAUCUUCAUUUGCUUCAUAUCAUAAAACAAGUGCCAGCUUAUGCCAAAAUCAUCAAGGACUUGUGCACUGCUAAGAGAAAGCACCAUGUCAAGAAGACUGCUUUCUUGACUGAACAAGUGAGUGCGGUGAUCGAACAAAAGACACCGCCAAAAUACAAAGAUCCUGGUUGUCCCACCAUUUCAUGCCAAAUUGGGACUCAUGAAGUCAGCCAAGCUUUGCUUGACCUUGGCGCGAGUGUGAAUCUCAUGCCUUACUCUGUGUACUCGCAACUUGGUCUUGGAGAAAUGAAGCCAACAUCUGUUGUGCUGCAGCUUGCUGACCGGUCUAUCAAAAAGCCUCGACCUUGGCGCGAGUGUGAAUCUCAUGCCUUACUCUGUGUACUCGCAACUUGGUCUUGGAGAAAUGAAGCCAACAUCUGUUGUGCUGCAGCUUGCUGA
Cannabis sativa is the source of this 2058-nucleotide messenger RNA. RefSeq lists its product as uncharacterized. The record is from RefSeq and is a predicted model, not a curated record. Lineage: Eukaryota; Viridiplantae; Streptophyta; Magnoliopsida; Rosales; Cannabaceae. The transcript has a single exon. Gene Ontology annotation, molecular function: nucleic acid binding; zinc ion binding. The coding region runs from base 1 to 2058 and encodes 685 amino acids.